AUGCCGAAACGAAAGCGCUCCGAUGAUCAAGAUGAUUCCACUCCCUCCACCAAUCGCGUGCGCAAUUCCCGCCAAAACGAUUUCGACAUCCAUCUCAUCUCUGCCCGUAAACAACUGCGCAGCGCGCUCAAAACGGCCAAGGGUUUCGAGAGACAGCGGCUCGGGAAAAGAUUAACCAAUGCUACGAAAAUUGUGGAUGCUGCGCAAAUGGCGAGAUUGCGCAAGGAAAUUGAAGCGUUGAAAUUGGUGGAUUUGGAUAAAGUGGUGGAACAGCGGUUGGCAAAGGGAUUGGGCAAGAUAAAGGUUAUGGCUGAGAGUGGAUUUUUGCCGGUGGGAUGGGGGCAGAGUGGGGAGGGGGUCAAGGGGUGGGAGGGCGAGAAGGGAGAAGAGGAUGUGAGGGUAUGGAAUAAUGUGGUGAGUGGGAUGUGGAAUUUUAAGAUUGUGAAGGGGGUUUGGGAGGGGGUGAUUAGGGGGAGUUAUAUGAGUAUGGGGAUUCCGGCGCCGGUUUUGGAGAAGGGGAAGAAGGGGAAGGAGAAGGUGAAUGAGAAGGCGAAGGGGGAUGAUGAUAAAACGAGCUCGAGGAAGGGGAAAGCGCAGAGUGUGGAUGCUGGAGAAAGUGAUGUUUAUAUGGAAGAUACAAUUCCAAAUUUUUCGAAGAAAGAGAAUAAAGAGGACUCUUGGGAAGGCUUUGACUCACCUGGUGAUGAUGAAGAUGAAGACGAUUCCGAGGACGAUGAGAACGAAGAGGGAAAUGCUUCAAUGGAUGAAGAAACACUUUCACGUUACGAUGCUCUAUUAGGCGCUUCCUCCGACGAAGAAUCAUUCGACGAAGAAGAAUACCUCAAGAAAACCCCGUCAACUUCAAAGUCUAAUCCACGACUCUCACUUUCGCUCUCACCCACACCAUCCCGAUCUCCCUCCCCCGUACCUUCCAUCUCCCAAUCCUCCGACGACGAAGCAGCAAACAACAAAUUCCGCACCUCCCACCUCUCCCCCUCCCCCCAACCCGAACCCAAAGCCAAAAGACCCAAAAAACCCAGCCCCAACACCGCCCCCACAAAAAGCAGCACCUUCCUCCCCACCCUAAUGGGAGGCUACUGGUCCGGCUCCGACUCCUCCGCCUCCUCCCUCUCCGACACAGACAUGAAACCCGUCAUCCGCAAAAACCGCAUGGGACAAAAAGCACGGCAAGCGCUCGCCGAAAAGAAAUUCGGCAAAGGCGCUGCACAUAUCGCGGCAGGCAAAAUGUCCAUGGAAGAAGAGAGGGAAGCGAAGCGCGCCGAGAAAACCGGGAAGAAAGUUAGGGAUUUCGGGAGUAGAGCAGGGGGGAGGAGAGAAUAUGGUAAUGCGAAUGACGUGGAGGUGAAGCCGAGAGAAAAGGUUAAGACGAGAGAUGAUGUGGGGAUUCUACAUCCUAGUUGGGAGGCGGCGAAGAAGGCAAAGGAUGAGAAGGCGAAGGCGACGUUUAGUGGGAAGAAGGUGGUUUUUGAUUAG
Sclerotinia borealis F-4128 is the source of this 1494-nucleotide messenger RNA. Lineage: Eukaryota; Fungi; Ascomycota; Leotiomycetes; Helotiales; Sclerotiniaceae. The record is from the annotation of a GenBank genome assembly.